GGCAUGCAGCCGCGGCGCUUACCGGGUAACCGGGAUCUCGGGCUGCAACGGAGAAAGCUGGAGCGGGAAGUUUAUCUAACCCGGAGCAAACUUGGCUGGACCGGCUCCCGACCCGCCUCCUCGCCACCGCCCCGCUCUUCUGCACUCCACAGGGAGGACCAGAGUUUUGUUCUCGGGGAUUCCUCCCUGUCCCCUUUCUUUCCACUCAUUACAGAGCAGCACAGACGCGUGCGCACCCCUUUCCCGCGACGAGCCCGCCGCCCGCCUGCAGCGCCGGCCGGGAUCGGGAGGCCCGCGCGGCCCCGGCCCUCGGCGCCGGCCUCGGACACGCUAGGGGCCUGGGCGGCGGCCGCGGCCCCGCCGCGUGCUGUUUUGCUUCAUCCUCGCUGGAAGGGGGCCGCCCGGGUCGGUUUCUGCGUGUGCAGGGCCGCCCAGCCCCGCCCGGGCCCGAGGGACCCGAGCGGCAGGGAGGCGGGAAGUGCUGUGGCGCUGCGCGGGGAGACCUUUAUAACCGCGAGGGAAGGCGACACCGCGGGCGGGCAAGCGGCUGGCGUCUUUUCUUCCGAGUUCAGGCCGGUCCCUGACCAGCAGCCGAAGAGACCGGGUUUUCCUUCGUGGUGCUCUUGUGAAUACUGCCUGCUAAAAUCCCAAGAUUGAGUUAUCAUUUACAAUCAGCUCAGCUGGCAGGAAAGCAUACAGCCGCUGCACUUCUCUUUCUGUUCAAAUCGCCGGUUCAAUAAAAAAUCGAGCCCGUGCACCAGGCCGCGCUCUUCAGGCUUGGGAUGCGCUGAGAAACAGGAAGGUCUCCCGGCCCCGGCGGAGCUGCGGGCAGGGGCAGGGGCGGGAGACAGGGUAAACCGUGAACAUCCAUAGUUAUCCGGGAUAUUAGAAAAGGUCAGUGGUAGGAAACAAAGGAAAAGGCAGAAUAAGGAGGCCGAGGAGGGCUGGCGUCCCGUGCAGGGUGUGGAAUUAAGUGGGUAGGGUGGUCAGGGGGGGCCUCCUGAAGGUGGGAUUGGCGCGAAGGCCUGCGAGGUGAGGAAGGGAAUACCUGGGGAGAGCUUUAGGGACAGAGGCUUUGAGGGGGCGGGCAGGCGGUGACAGGGUCUGAUCCACAGUGCUGGAAGAUGAGGCUGAUGUUUGUGGAGAGCCGGCUGUAGGGGCAAAGGUGGACACCCACCGGGAAGCUGUGGACGUAGUCUAGGCUGGAGAGCACGGUGGCGCAGAGCAGGUGACAGCCUGGAGGAGGAGAGAAGUGGUUGGAUUUUUAUUUAUUUCAAGGGUAGAACUGUCAGGAAUUCCUAAAAGGUUGGAUAUGUGGGCAAAAGGGAGGGUGGACACAAGCAGAACUGGCCCGACUCCCCUGCCUCUUUUGUCCCUUCUUGGUCUGCAGAUUGACUCCAUUUUAUACACAAGAACCCCAGGUAAAUGCUGAAGGUGUAGAGCCUCCGCUCCUUUCUUGUUUCCCCUUUUCUCUUACCACUCACCUUCUUGAAAACUUCCGUGUCUUUUGGACAUUGCCCCUUGGAUGGCCCCACAGACUCCUUCUGUUCCAGAACUUGGGGCCCAUUUGGCCCUGUCCUCCCCCAGAAAAACAUCUUUUACUAUAGAGAUGGAUUUGGGGGUUAUUCUUUCAAAACUGAGUAGCUACUUUGAGCCAAGUGCUACUGUAGGCAGCAGGGCUCGAGCCCGGAACCAGACAGAUGGAGCACCGUGCUCUCAGGGAACUCACAUUCUAAGGGGGGAAACAGGCCAUAAGCUAGGCAGACAAGGAAAACAUGUGGCACGGGUGAUGUUAGGUGCUGGGGAGAAAAGUUAACCUGGGGAGAAAAAUUAACCCGGGAAAAGAAAGAGAGGGUGCUGAAGAGGCCGCAAUUUAAAACAGGUGGUUGGAGAAAACUCCAGGAAAGAAAGACAAAAAUGCCAAACCUUGGGCCCUCAUGGACUUACCUCACAUUUCACAGGUUUGACCUCCCACCCCAGGAUCCCUGAAGACUGAAGUAGCCACUCCAGUCAGCUGCAGAGGUCACAAGCGCUCUGGAGACACUUUUGCCAGCUGAGGACCAGCUAGCCAAGAAAGUGUCCUUUCUAAUGAAGUUAUUUCCCCUCUAAAGUACACCAAGCAGGUUUGGUCUGGGAGCGUCACCCUGAGCUGGCAACUCAGCAAUUUAAUUCUCUCCUUUAUUGAGCAGGGCAAGUAGAGGUGCAGGUCUUGUGCACAUAAAAUGACGUGAAAAAGGUGGUUUAUACUCAGGUCUGAGCUGUAGAGUAGUCACGGUAAUUGCGGUGAUUCUUUUCUUUAUUGCUCUGAUUGGUCCUGGGUGAUGUGACCUUGCUCAGUCCCCACAGCCCCCUGGGAGACAGGUGGGGAGUAUCAGUGGAUGGUUCACUAAGUCCUGAUGAUGGGACUUAUGCAGGAGUUAGAAAUACCCAUCGCCCCUUUGGUGUGAACCAAAGAUGAGGUUCACGCAGAGGGAGGUGCUUCUUAACAGGAAGGGGCGUUUGGCCUGGAUACAUAUUCUAUUUGUUUUUUUACGCAUAUCUUUGUUUCAAAAUCAAAAAGAAAGGAAUCAGUGAUUAUCUCUGGAGUGUGAGAUUAUUGGGACUUUAACUUUUCAAGUUGUAUGUUUAUGAACUGUCUGAAUAUUUAAAAUGGUGCGUUACUUUGUUAGUCACAAAAAAGUAUUAAUUUUUUAUAUAAAAUUAAUACAUAGAAUUAGAAGUACAAAUGUAAAAGCGAACUUACAUAUAAUCACCUGAUAUUUCAGUUUUUUCUUUGACUUUGGUAUUUAGAUCAUUUAAAAAUUUCCAAGUGUUGAGGUCUGUUGUUCUUUAAAUUUUUAUUAAUUUCUAGGUUUAUUGCAUUGUGGUCAAGGAGUGUAGCUUCUGUUAUUUCUGCUUUUUGGAAAUAGUUGGGGCUUUCUUUGUGACCUACAAUAUGAUCCAUUUUGAAAAAAAUGUAUAUGUUUAUCAGAAAAGAAUGAAGGGGCAUAUUAAUACCCCCCAUAACCUAGUUCUAUAAUUAGCAUAUAAUAAUUGUUAAAAAACUGUUUAUUAGUGAACUUGAACAUCAAUUAAUUAAAUGCUAAUUCAUCUUUUAUAUUUAUUCUAAUUCUCUAUGUCAUUUACUUUUACUGUUUUAUUCUCCAGUCUCCUAAUUUUUUUUUUUUUCUUGCAGGGAAAUAUUCACCAUGAGCUAACAUCUGUUGCCAAUAUUCCUCCUCUUUUCAUUUUCUCCCCAAAGUCCUAGUGGUUGUAUUUCCUAGUUGUAAGUCGUUCUAGUUCUUCUGUGUGAGCUGCCACCACAGCAUGGCAACUCACAGACAGGUGGAGUGGCUCCUCAACUGUAAAGCGAACCCUGGCCACCAAAGCAAAGUGUGCCAAACUUUAACCACUAGGCCAUCAGGGUUGGCUCUGGUCUCCUAAUGUAUAUCCUGCUUUAUCCCUUACUCCCCUUCCCAAAUAAAGCGGACUUACAGCAGAUGUGUUAACAUCUUCCAUUUCAA
This is a messenger RNA of Equus quagga, 3503 nucleotides long. RefSeq lists its product as uncharacterized. The transcript has 2 exons. Lineage: Eukaryota; Metazoa; Chordata; Mammalia; Perissodactyla; Equidae. Bases 4 to 657 code for a protein of 217 amino acids. The record is from RefSeq and is a predicted model, not a curated record.